Paramuricea clavata is the source of this 4810-nucleotide messenger RNA. The record is from the annotation of a GenBank genome assembly. NCBI's taxonomy places the organism in Eukaryota, Metazoa, Cnidaria, Anthozoa, Malacalcyonacea, Plexauridae.
AUGUCUCGCCGCACAAAGAACAGUAUGUCUACGCUUUCAGAAGCUGAUGUUGAAAACUUUGUGGCGGAAUUGUCCAGCACAGAUAACGAUAAAGAACACGUUUGCCCAACAGAGAUGUCUGACCAUAAAAACGAGGAUGACAGCGAAACAAGUCAGCGAAAAUUGAACGAGCACAUGGUCAAUGUUAUCGACGAAACCGAAGGAAAAGCUGAAGCCGAAGUAAACACGAAGCGUUUAAACAGCGAUGUAUACAAGAGCUACGAAGAAGAAAUAGCCAAAAUAAUGACAAUAAUAAAUCAUAUGAAAUCAAAACAUGAUGAAGAUAAUCGAAAUGCCAUCGCACGAGAGUUAGCCUCGGAAGCAAAAAUAAAAACAUUGCAAGAUGUCAACAACACAAUGGCGGCUGAAAUUGCAUACCUAAAUCACACAGUGUCAGAACUUACCACUGACAAUGGGAAUAUAAAAAUAAUUCUUGACAUCAAACAGAAUGAAUGGAUAAAAGCGUCGGGAAAACCUAGUACUCCAAAGGAAAAUGGAAAGAAAUUGCCCAGCACCAAAACAUUAAACAGUUUUGAAGUCCUAGUUGAUGAAAAUGAUGAAAAUAUAUCAUCGUCUGAAUUAGCUUCAACCGAGAAAUCGAAGGAUAACAUCAACAGCCAAAUCUUGGACUACCGAUCAACGAAUAACUCAAAAUUCCAAAAUCUGAAAACGAAUCAGAAGAGCCAAGCACAUGGUCAUAUUAAUAAAAAGAAGAACCAAGUCCUUUCUCAGAAGUCUGUUGCAGGAAAACAGAAAGAAUAUAGGAAGAAAGUUUUGGUGAUUGGCGACUCAAUGGUGAAACACAUUGAUCAGAAGAAGAUUGAACGGGCUGCAGGUUGUGACUCAGUCGUUCACUCUUACAGUGGUGCAAGAGUGGAGCAUAUUGACGCGAAGUUUAAGGAAUAUUGGUCAGAAGAUGAGCAACACGAGGCUGUUAUUCUUCAUUUGGGCACCAAUAACCUUGGCUCUGAAGAUCCAGAAGCAGUUGCUGCCAAGAUGGAUGGGCUUGUUGCCAACCUUAAAGAUCAUUCCAAAAAGAUUGCCAUAUCCAGUGUCAUAAAAAGGUAUGAUAACCGAGUGCCAGCUAGCAAGAUUACCCACUUUAAUAAUUUAGUCAGCGAAUUAUGUGUGAAACAUAAUAUAGCAUUUUUAAAUAAUGACCAUAUAGACAGGUCAUUCCUAAAUCGCUCAAAUUUGCACUUGAACCAGUCAGGUGAUAGGGUGCUUGGAAGUGCUUUCUGUGCAUAUUUAAAAUCAAUUAGAGUUAAAACUGCUGGUAAUAUACCAAAAACAGUAGGUAAUAAUAGGCAGUUUUUUUACCAAACUCACAGACAUUGGAACAGAGAAUGGAUGAUGUAUCUCCAACAUGUCAAUCAAAUAAUGAAUCAUUAAGUAAUAAUAGUUCCUCAAACAAUGUGAGUAGCGAUUUUUUCACUAGCCUUAACUCCAUUCCAAAUGAAAGAGGUUUUAAAAUGGCUUUUCUUAACAUUGUUAGUCUGCUCCCAAAAAUUGAUGAAAUAAGGUAUUCAAUGUCAAACAAACACGUUGACCUUAUUGCUUUCAAUGAGACACGCCUCGAUUCAAGUGUUAAUGAUGGCUUGAUUCGAAUUAAUGAUUAUGAUGUUGUGAGAAAAGACAGAUCAAGAAAUGGGGGUGGAGUUUGUAUAUACUUGCGUAGCUCCAUCAACUAUAAAGUAAGACAUGAUCUUGUUCCAUCUGAACUAGAGGCUGUUUGUGUGGAAAUUAUAAAGCCACAUAGUAGACCAUUUCUAGUUAUAACAGUUUAUAGACCACCCAGUUCAUCAUCUGAAUUCUUUGAUCAUCUUGAAAAAUUAAUCAAAGCUAUUGAUGAUGAAAACAAGGAAAUGUAUUUUCUGGGUGAUCUAAACUGUGAUAUGCUAAAACCAGAUAAGGAUUCAAAUCCUCCAACAAAAAAAUUAAAGUCAUUAUACGAGUUAUAUCAACUAUCACAAUUAAUUGAUGAAGCUACCCGGGUAACUAUGACAACCUCUAGUCUAAUUGAUCACAUAGUUACAAAUACACCAGAAAAAAAUUUUGAUUCGGGUGUCAUCCAUACUGGAUUAAGUGACCAUAGUUUAGUAUUUGCCCUAAGGAAAAUUUACUUUUUCAAAAAACAAGAAAACAAAGUUGAGAUUAGAAAUAUGAAAAAAUUUGACAAUCAAAAAUUUGUUGAAGAUUUAAGCCGACAGCCCUGGGAGAAUGUUUAUUUUUUUGCAGAAGAUCCAAAUGAUAUGUGGAAAAUUUGGAAGAAAUUAUUCUUAAAUGUCUUAGAUAAACAUGCACCAAUUCAACAGAAAAAGAUUAGAACAAAAAAAGUUCCUUGGAUAACAAGUGUCAUAAAGAAUCUUAUGAACACAAGGGACAGAUUAAAAAGAAAAGCCAUUAUCACAAACCUAGAGAUAGACUGGUUAAAUUAUAAAACAGCAAGAAACAAAGUUAAUAUUCAGCUAAAAAAUGCCAAAAAAGAUUACUACUCCACUAAGAUUGCUGGUCAAAAACACAACCCCAAAGAGGCGUGGAAAACUAUAAACAAUAUAUUAGGUAGGCAAAGCAAACCAACAGUUGCAAACGAGUUAAAAGUAGGUGAAAAUAUCUUGACUAAUACCCAAGAUAUUGCUGAGGGGUUUAACGAUUACUUUUCAAAUAUUGGCCCUGAUCUUGCUAGCAAAAUUGAUUCUACAAAUUUCAACUAUGAAACAUAUGUUGAGAAUGCUAAAUCAGAAUUCGCUGCGUUCCAGCCAGUCACUGUCCAGAAUGUCUACCAACUCUUACAUUGUCUUUGUAGCAAUAAAGCUACUGGAGUUGAUAAGAUUUCAUGCAAAAUUAUUAAAAUAGCUGCACCUGUCAUUUCAGAUUCCCUAACAUACAUAUUCAAUCAAGCUAUUACUCUAUCCAUUUUCCCUGAUGAAUGGAAAACAGCUAGAGUAAUACCUCUUUAUAAGAAUGGCCAACGAAACAUGCCAGGAAAUUACAGGCCAAUUUCAGUUUUGCCAACCAUUAGUAAAAUUAUGGAACGAAUUCUAUAUGAUCAACUAUAUGAUUAUUUCACUAAAUUUGGGCAUCUAAGCGAUUGUCAAUUUGGUUUUCGAAAAUUUCACUCUACAACUACAGCAUUACUGGACUGUACAAACGAGUGGUAUAUGAAUCUAGACAGGAAAAAAUUUAAUCUGGUAAUCUUAAUUGACCUAAAGAAAGCAUUUGAUACUGUUGACCAUCAAAUUUUAUUGAAAAAACUAGAGUUAUAUGGAGUAAAAGGGCAAGCCCUAUCUUUUGUCCAAUCGUAUAUCUCCAAUAGAAAGCAGAAAUGCCAAAUUCAAAACUCUCUCUCAUCAGAGAAACUGAUCAAAUGUGGAGUACCACAAGGGUCUAUUUUAGGGCCACUAUUUUUCCUACUAUAUAUUAAUGAUUUGCCUCAAUGUCUAUAUAAAACAAAACCUCGGCUGUUUGCUGACGAUACGAACCUGACAGCUUCUGGAGACUCUAUUACUGAUCUUGAGGCUGCAGUGAAUUCUGAUUUAGAAAAUCUUAGAAAAUGGCUAAUUGCCAAUAAACUUAGCCUAAAUGUAGCUAAGACAGAGUUUAUGUUAAUUGGCUCUAAACAAAUGAUUAGAAGUAUUUCAGAUCUACAACUAAACGUUAAAAUUGAAAACGAAUCAGUUAAGCAAGUUCAUGAAUCCAUAACCCUUGGGGUGACAAUUGACCAGCAUUUAUCUUGGAAAAGUAACACUGAGAAUAUUUGCAAGAAAAUAACAUCCGGUAUAUCUGCUCUUAGACGACUGAAAGAAUUUGCUGAUAAGCAAGCCCUUCUUUCUGUGUAUAAUGCUAUUGUUCGCCCAUACUUCGAUUACUGCUGUGAAGUAUGGGAUGUGUUUGGUGAGACACAAUCAAAAAGACUCCAAAAACUCCAAAAUAGAGCUGCUCGAAUCAUUAUGAAUAUGAGCAAUGACACAGAUCAUUCUGUUGCUCUGCAAGCAUUGGGUUGGAAGACACUUAAAACAGAAAGAAAGAAAGAAAGGGAAAGCAAAAAUAAUGUACAAAUUAUUAAAUAAAAUGGGUCCCAAGUCACUCUCUAAUCUUUUCACAUAUAAAGGUGAGAAAACAAAGUAUCACCUCCGAGAUAUUUCAAGUGGUCUUUGUCUACCACAACCGCGUACUAAUAAUAUGAAAAAAAGUUUCAUGUAUGACGGAGCACACCUAUGGAAUUCAAUUCCAAAAGAAAUUAGAGAGAGCAAAUCCCUUUCUGCCUUUCGGAAAAAAAUCGUUACUCACAUUGACUGAUUGAUUAAUGAUUUGUAAAUAUAUCUAAAUUACUUUAACUUAUUUAAUACUAUAUAUCUUAUAUAAUUUUGUAAAUAGCUUUUUAGUGUAUCUGUAUAGUUUGCACACGCCCCCCGUGGAAAUCAGCUUCGGUUGACGGGGUCAGCGUGUUUAAAUAAAGUUUUUCUAUCUAUCUAUACCCUUUUUCAGAAAGCGGUAUCAAUUUCCCGUGCGUAAUACAAAAUGACUGAAAUACGGCAAACUUCGCAGGGCUAUAUUAUCCGCAAUUUACAACAUUUCGCAACGAAACUUCGGAAUAUUACUAAUUUUGUGAUGCUCUUUCAAGCUGUGAUGAAAUGUUUUUCUAGGCUUGUCUAGAUCAAAAUUUUAUUCAUUAGGGAAUAGGUCCAUUGGAAGAAGUGAAAUCCACAUAAACAUACCUCCCUAUCUUUGUUAACUCUUUUCAGUAAUUCCUCUCCCUGUUCCGCCGUGA